Messenger RNA from Mus caroli (Ryukyu mouse), 731 nucleotides. NCBI's taxonomy places the organism in Eukaryota, Metazoa, Chordata, Mammalia, Rodentia, Muridae. The record is from RefSeq and is a predicted model, not a curated record.
UCCACAGAAGGCAGCAUGUUCUCUUUGCUCCUCGUGGCCGAGCUGGUAGUGCUGAGCCUCGUGACUUCUGUUAAGAGCCAGGAGACAGAUCCCCUACACGGCUCCAAGGACCAGCCACUCUUCCGAGGAGCUGAUCGGAAUGACUUUGCCAUCGUGGUCCCUCCAGGAGCAAUCGAAUGUUUCUGGCAAUUUGCUGACCAGAUGGGAUACCUCUACUUCAGCUACGAGGUGCGCUUCUAUCAGCUUUGUCUAAAAAAUGAGCAGAAUCGCUUCAGUUCUAUUCAAGUGUAUCUCAACUUCGGAGUCUUCUAUGAGGGGCCCGAGGUGGAUCACAAGCAGAGUCAAAGGAAGCAGCUGAACGAUACUCUGGAUGCGAUUGAGGACAGCACACAAAGGGUGGAGAACCAAGUUUUCCACAUGUGGCGCUUCUACAACUCUGCCAGGAUGAGGAAGGUGGCUGACUUCUUCCUCCUGCAGUCUAACUACACCUAUGUGAACUGGUGGUCCACGGCUCAGAGCCUUGCUAUUGUUCUUUCCGGGGCCCUCCAGCUCUAUUUCUUGAAAAGACUUUUUACUGCUUCAACUGCUGACACAAAGAAGCCAAGAUGCUAACAUAUAGCCUAUUUGUCAAAGCUUUGAUCAAAUGGGCUUUGGAAAGUUAUUGGGGGGAAAAAUCAUUUUAUGUCUCCUUUCUCUUGUGUCCACCAAUAAAGGCAAAUGUUUAACAAAAA